UUACCAACGUAAUUAGAGCAGUACAAAUAAAAGCUGUGUCAUACCCGUGGUAUACGGUCUAAUAUACCACGUCUGUCAGCCAAUCGGCAUUCUGGGCUCGAACCACCCUGCUUAUAAUGUUAGGAUAAGGUUUAGGGCAAGGGUCACGAUAAGGGUUAGGGCAAGGGUACGGUUAGGGUUAGGGUUAGGGUAAGGACGUCCCAAUGAUUCCAUAUAGCACUAACCGUACGUGGAAACCCCUCCGCCGCUAGGGAAACGCUUUCAGACCAAUCAGUGGUUGAAUGUGUGAGGGAGCGUGUGUUUACAUCACCCGUCAAAUUGAAGAGCAUUUAAAUUUCGUCUUACAAGGACCAAACCCACAGACUCGCACUGAAACGAUUACGGUAGCCACCAACAGGACGGACUCUCUGGUAACUGACCUUUUGCAGUGGAAUAACUCUUGAACCAUGAGCUCUGUGGCUGUGUUGACCCCGGAGAGCUUUGCCGAGCACCGCAGCGGAAUCAAAGACCAGGAGAUGACAGGCGGUGUACCCGAGGAUGAGGCCUAUAUCCCCACCUACCUGGAGGCCUUCCCUCCGCUCCCGGAGAAUAAGGGAGCUCCGGGGGACAAGUCUGGAGAGCCUGCCGGGGCGUGGGGCUCCAAGAUCAGACCCAUCAAAGCCUCUGUCAUCACCCAGGUGUUCAACGUGCCCCUGGAGGAGCGGCGCUACAAGGACAACAGCCAGUUUGGUGACGGGGGCGAGGAGGCCAAGGUGUGCCUGGACAUCAUGCAGAGGACGGGGGCUCACAUCGAGCUGUCGCUGGCCAAGGACCAGGGCCUCUCCAUCAUGGUCACUGGGAAACUGGACUCUGUCAUGAAGGCCCGUAAGGAGAUCGUGUCUCGGCUGCAGACACAGGCUUCGGCCACGGUGGCCGUCCCCAAGGAGCACCACCGGUUUGUGAUCGGUAAGAACGGUGAGAAACUCCAGGAGCUGGAGCUAAAAACGGCCACGAAGAUCGCCAUCCCCCGACCUGACGACCCCAGCCUCAACAUCAGAAUCACAGGCACCAAGGAGGGCAUCGAGAAGGCUCGUCACGAGAUACUGCUGAUAUCAGCCGAACAGGACAAGCGAGCAGUGGAGCGUCUCUCCCUGGAGAAGGUGUUCCACCCGUUCAUCGCUGGGGCCUACAACCGUCUGGUCCAGGAACUGUGUCAAGAGACGGGGGCCCGCGUCAGCAUCCCCCCGCCCAGCCUGCACAAGGACGAGAUCGUCAUCACCGGGGAGAAGGAGGCUGUCGCCCUCGCCAUCAGCCGCAUACGGGCCAUCUACGACGAAAAGAAGAGAAAGACCACCACCAUCUCAGUGGAGGUGAAGAAGUCGCAGCACAAGUACAUUGUGGGGCCUAAAGGCAACAGCCUGCAUGAGAUCAUGGAGACCACCGGGGUUUCUGUGGAGAUGCCCCCGCUGGACUCCUGCUCGGAGACCAUCAUCCUGAGGGGCGAGCCGGACAAGCUGGGCCCUGCACUCACACAGGUCUACGCCAAGGCCAAGAGUGUGAUGGUGGUGGAGGUGACGGCCCCGGCCUGGCUCCAUCGCUUCAUCAUCGGAAAGAAGGGACAGAACAUCGGACGCAUCACACAGCAGCUACCCAAGGUUCACAUUGAGUUCACAGACGGCGAGGAGCGGAUAUCCCUGGAGGGCCCCACGGAGGAGGUGGAGCAGGCCCAGGUUCAGAUACAAGACAUCAUCAGAGACCUGCUGGUGAGGAUGGACUACACUGACGUCAACAUAGACCAGCGCUUUCACAGACACCUCAUCGGCAAGAACGGAGCCAACAUUAACCGGAUUAAAGAGCAGUACAAGGUGUCGGUGUGGAUCCCACAGGAGCCGGAUCGAAGCGGCCUGGUCCGGAUCGAGGGUGACCCCAAGGGGGUGCAGCUGGCACGCAGGGAGCUGAUGGAAAUGGCACAGAGGAUGGAGAACGAGCGUACCAAAGACUUGAUUGUCGAACAGAAGUUCCACCGCGCCAUCAUCGGCCAGAAAGGGGAGAAGAUCAAAGAGGUCCGGGAUAAGUUCCCAGAGGUCAUGAUCAAUUUCCCCGACCCGGCUCAGAAGAGUGACAUUGUGCAGCUGAGAGGGCCCAAGAACGAGGUGGAGAAGUGUGCCAAGUUUCUGGCAAAACUCAUCGCAGACCUGAUGGAGAACAGCUUCUCCCUCUCCAUCCCCAUCUUCAAACAGUUCCACAAAAACAUCAUCGGCAAAGGAGGCGCCAACAUCAAAAAGAUCCGUGAGGAGACCACCACUAAGAUUGACCUGCCCACAGAGAACAGUAACAGUGAGAUGAUAGUGAUCACUGGGAGGAAGAACCACUGUGAAGCAGCCAGAGACAGGAUCCUAGCCAUCCAGAGAGAACUGGCCAACAUCAAGGAGUCAGAUGUGACCAUCCCGGCCAAGCUCCACAACUCUCUGAUAGGCUCUAAGGGCUGCCUGGUGCGGGCUGUCAUGGAGGACUGUGGCGGGGUGCACAUCCACUUCCCCUCCGAGGGCUCCGGGUCAGACAGGGUGACCGUCAGAGGGCCCGCCGGGGAGGUGGAGAGGGCCAAGAGACAGCUACUACAACUGGCUGAAGAGAAGCAAGUGAACAACUUCACGGCGGAGUUGCAGGCCAAGCCGGAGUACCACAAGUUCCUGAUUGGAAAGGGCGGGGUGAACGUCCGUGGUGUGCGGGACAGGACGGGGGCUCGCAUUAUCUUCCCGUCUCCCGACGAGCCGGAGCAGGAGCUCAUCACCAUCAUAGGCAGGGAGGAGGCUGUCAGACUGGCCCAGAAAGAACUGGAGACACUCGUCAAAAACCUGGACGACGUGGUGGAGGACAGCAUGGUUGUGGAGACGCGGCACCACCGGUACUUUGUCUGCCGGCGAGGCCAGGUGUUGAGGGAGCUGGCGGAGGAAUACGGCGGCGUGGCGGUCAGCUUCCCCCGCACCGGGACUCACAGCGACCGCAUCACACUGAAGGGGGCCAAGGACUGUGUGGAGGCAGCCAAACGAAGAAUCCAGGAGAUCAUAGAGGAUCUGGAGGCCCAGGUGAGUGUUGAGGUGGCGGUCCCCCAGCGGUACCACAGGGCUGUGAUGGGGCCUAAAGGCGUCAGGAUCCAGCAGAUCACCAGAGAUUACGAGGUGCAGGUCAAGUUCCCGGAGAGAGACGACAACAACACAGCAGAAACUCCCAAAAAGCUGUGUUCUUGUUGCCAUGGUGACGCUGCAGGACAGGAGCCCCCUCAGGAGAACGGUGACGCCAGCCCGGAGGCGGAGUUUGUCCUUCGCAAGUGUGACGUCAUCACCAUCUCAGGGCGGACGGAGAAGUGUGAGCUGGCAAAGAUCGCCCUACUGGCUCUGGUCCCCGUCACGGAGGAUGUUGAGGUGUCCUUUGAGCUACACCGUUACAUCAUUGGUCAGAAGGGCAGUGGCAUCAGGAAGAUGAUGGAGGAGUAUGAGGUGAACAUCUGGGUACCCCAGCCGGAGCAGCAGUCGGAUGUGAUCAAGGUGACAGGUCAGGUGGCCAACGUAGAGCGAGCCAAGUCAGGCCUGCUGGAGAGAGUCAAAGAACUACAGGCUGAACAGGAGGACAGGGCCUUGAGGAGCUUCAAGGUCUCCAUCUCAGUAGAUCCUAAGUUCCACCCCAAGAUCAUUGGCCGGAAGGGAGCGGUCAUCUCUCAGAUCCGCAAAGACCACGACGUCAACGUCCAGUUCCCAGAUAAAGGGGACGAACUGCAGGAUGUGAUAGUGAUCUCUGGGUAUGAGCGUAACACAGAAGAGGCACGGUCAGCCAUCGAGCAGCUGGUGUCAACGCUGCAGGAGAUGGUCAGCCACGACGUGCACCUGGACCCCCGCACACACGCACGCAUCAUCGGGGCCCGCGGCAAGGCCGUCCGCAAGACCAUGGAAGAGUUCAAGGUGGACAUCCGGUUUCCCCAGCCGGGUUCAGAGGACCCAGGCAGGGUGACAGUGACUGGACUACCAGAGAGUGUGGACAACGCCGUCGACCACCUCCUCAAUCUGGAGGAGGAAUAUAUGUUGAGUGUGACAGAGACCGAGACGAUGGCUGCCUACAUGAAGCCCCCGUCCCGCUAUGGAGGGGGGGGAGUUGGGGGUGGCGACAUCAGCGGGGGGGCGGCCAAGGGCUUUGUGGUGCGGGACGCCCCCUGGAACGACAAGGCUCCUGAUAUGAGUAAUGCUGAGGACUUCCCCACCUUCGGCGCAGGCCUGGCCCCAAAACAGACCUCCGCCUGGGGCCCCAAGAAGUUUUGAGACAUCUGGGAAAA
This is a messenger RNA of Oncorhynchus mykiss (rainbow trout), 4303 nucleotides long. It is a transcript of the gene hdlbpb, whose product is annotated as high density lipoprotein binding protein b. NCBI's taxonomy places the organism in Eukaryota, Metazoa, Chordata, Actinopteri, Salmoniformes, Salmonidae. Gene Ontology annotation, molecular function: mRNA binding. The record is from RefSeq and is a predicted model, not a curated record.